This is a messenger RNA of Choloepus didactylus (southern two-toed sloth), 3196 nucleotides long. It is a transcript of the gene TJP3, whose product is annotated as tight junction protein 3. Lineage: Eukaryota; Metazoa; Chordata; Mammalia; Pilosa; Megalonychidae. Gene Ontology annotation, biological process: positive regulation of blood-brain barrier permeability; protein localization to cell-cell junction; cell-cell junction organization. The record is from RefSeq and is a predicted model, not a curated record. Gene Ontology annotation, cellular component: bicellular tight junction; plasma membrane. Gene Ontology annotation, molecular function: cell adhesion molecule binding. The transcript is spliced from 22 exons. The coding region runs from base 351 to 3071 and encodes 906 amino acids.
GGCAAACAGGUGGGACGUCAGAGCGGAGGCCUCGGGUCACCAACCCACCCCUCGUGCCAAGCGGACAUCUGGGCCCUGGCUCCUGCCACGUGCCCAGAGGCCGCCCAGCUCCCCAGCCAGCUCCUGAUCCAAGAGGCUUCCUCGCUGAACCUCGGAACGUUCCCAUUUCUCGGAUGGAAAAAUCUUACCACUCGCGGACUCCGUUCCGACAGCGGCUGUGAUACUUGCCGGGUCUUCUCUGCAACCCAGCUUGGCCGGUCUCCGGCCCCGGCCGCCGGCAGGUGCCUGGCUGGGAGGAAAACGCGGCGUGGAUUUUUCCGUCCCGGAGCCUGGAUCCUGUGGUGGCGGACAUGGAGGAGCUGACCAUCUGGGAACAGCACACGGCCACACUGAGCAAGGACCCCCGCCGGGGCUUCGGGAUCGCCAUCUCCGGAGGCCGAGACCGGCCUGGUGGGUCUGUGGUGGUGUCUGAUGUCGUGCCUGGGGGGCCGGCGGAGGGCAGGCUACAGACAGGGGAUCACAUUGUCAUGGUGAACGGGGUCUCCGUGGAAAAUGUCACCUCCUCCUUCGCCAUCCAGAUCCUCAAGACUUGCACCAAGUUGGCGAACGUUACGGUGAAGCGGCCCCGGAAGAUCCAGCUGCCCGCCACCAAGGCCAGCCCCCCGGGCCGGGGACGCCAGGACUCGGAUGAUGACGAAGACCCCCAGCCGCUUGAGGAGGCUGACCACGGCCGGGGCUAUGAGGGUGACUCGUCCAGCGGCUCCGGCCGCUCCUGGGGUGAGCCCUCCCGCCGGCCGCGGGCUGGCCGCAGGAGCCGGGCAGGCAGCCACGGGCGCAGGAGCCUGGGUGGCGGCUCUGAGGCCAACGGGCUGGCCCUGGUGUCCGGCUUCAAGCGGCUGCCACAGCAAGACGUACAGAUGCGGCCGGUGAAGUCGGUGCUGGUGCGGCGGACGGAGAGCGAAGAGUUCGGGGUGAAACUGGGCAGUCAGAUCUUCAUCAAGCACAUCACAGAUUCGAGCCUAGCUGCCCAGAAUCGCGGACUGCAGGAGGGAGACCUCAUCUUACAGAUCAACGGGGUGUCCAGCAAGAAUCUGUCACUGAGCGACACGCGACGGCUGAUUGAGAAGUCGAAAGGGAGGCUGACCCUGCUGGUACUCAGGGAUCGGGGGCAGUUUUUGGUGAACAUCCCGCCGGCGGUCAGCGACAGUGACAGCUCCCUGCUGGAGGACAUCUCAGACCUCGGCUCAGAAUUGUCGCAGGCACCGCCCUCCCACAUCCCGCCACCGCCCCAGCAAGGACAUCAAAGUCCGGAUGGCAGCCAAACCGACUCCCCUGAUGAGAGGCCCCAGCUUUGGCAGGAGAGGUCAGUGGACUUGACAACUCUCUCGGAACCAGACUCCCCCGGGAGAGGCAGCUACGAUGUCCACCGGGUGCCGAGCCGUCAGAGCCUGGGGGACCGUGGGUACAGCCCGGACACACGGGUGGUUUGUUUCCCCAAGGGCGCCAGCAUCGGGCUGCGGCUGGCGGGGGGCAACGACGUGGGCAUCUUCGUGUCGGGGGUGCAGGCGGGCAGCCCGGCGGAUGGACAGGGCAUCCAGGAGGGAGACGAGAUCCUGCAGGUGAAUGACGUGCCCUUCCGGAACCUGACGCGGGAGGAGGCUGUGCAGUUUCUGCUGGGGCUGCCGCCAGGGGAGGACGUGGAGCUAGUGACACAGCGGAAGCAGGACAUCUUCCGGAAGAUGGUGCAGUCCCACGUGGGCGACUCCUUCUACAUCCGCACACACUUCGAGCUGGAGCCCAGCCCCCCGUCCGGCCUGGGCUUCACCCGCGGUGACGUCUUCCACGUGCUGGACACGCUGUACCAGGGCCCGGGGCUGAGCCCUGCCCGCCGGGGCCACUGGCUGGUGGCACGCGUCGGCCGCGACUUCCGGGAGCAGGAGCGGGGGAUCAUCCCCAACCAGAGCAGGGCCGAGCAGCUGGCAAGCCUGGAGGCCGCCCAGCGGGCCGUGGGGGCCGGACCCAGCUCCUCCGCCAGCUCCCGCGCACGGGCCGAGUUCUGGCGGCUCCGGGGCCUUCGUCGGGGAGCCAAGAAGUCCAGCCACCGGAGCCGCGAGGACCUGUCCACGCUGACCAGUCAGGGUCACUACCCACCCUACGAGCGGGUGGUCCUGAGAGAAGCCAGUUUCAAGCGCCCGGUGGUGAUCCUGGGACCUGUGGCCGACAUCGCUAUGCAGAAGCUUACUGCCGACAUGCCUGACCAGUUUGAGAUCGCAGAGAGCGUGACAAGGACCGAAGGCCCCUCCAAGAUUAUCAAACUGGACACCGUGCGGGUGAUUGCCGAGAAGAACAAGCAUGCGCUUCUGGACGUGACCCCCUCGGCAGUCGAGCGCCUCAACUACGUGCAGUACUACCCCAUCGUGGUCUUCUGCACCCCCGAGAGCCGGGCGGCCCUCAAGGCCCUGCGCCAGUGGCUGGCGCCUGCCUCCCGCCGCAGCUCCCGCCGCCUCUACGCGCAGGCCCAGAAGCUGCGGAAGCACAGCGACCACCUCUUCACAGCCACCAUCCCUCUCCACGGCACGAGCGACGCCUGGUAUCAGGAACUCAAGUCUGUCAUUCAAGAGCAGCAGCUGCAGCCCAUCUGGACAGCUGAGGACCAGCUGGACAAUUCCUCGGAAGACAACCUGGACCUCCCGCUCCGAGACCUGGCCGACAGCUCCGCCGACCUGAGCUGCGACAGCCGGGCCAACAGCGACUACGAGACGGACGGCGAGGGCUACACGGACGGCGAGGGCGGGCCCCACACAGACGUGGAAGAGGGGCCCCCGGCGCCAGCCCUGGCCCGGUCCUCAGAGCCCGCGCUAGCAGACGAGCCCCAGAGCCUGGGGGAUUAUGGGAGAUCCUCCACUCCCCGGAGGGCCCAGGUGGACAGCCGGCACCCCCAGGGUCAGUGGCGACAGGACAGCAUGAGGACAUACGAGCGGGAGGCCCUGAGGAAGAAGUUUACACGAGCCCGAGACAUGGAGUCCUCUGAUGAAGACGGCUACGACUGGGGCCCGGCCACUGACCUGUGACCCCUGCACUGCUGACAGCUGGCCCGUCCUCUCUUUUCCCUCCCUGGAGCCAGGACUCGGUUUCCCCUAGGGAACCCAAAACCCUGCCUCCUUCCCCCUGGGCUUUCAUAAACAGUAUUUUCACA